Acanthosepion pharaonis is the source of this 474-nucleotide messenger RNA. The record is from the annotation of a GenBank genome assembly. Lineage: Eukaryota; Metazoa; Mollusca; Cephalopoda; Sepiida; Sepiidae.
AUGAAAGUCGUUGAUGUGAACGACGACGAUGAUGACUCGAAAGACGUUCUUCUUCUCAUUCUAUGUGCUGUCUUCAUUCAGGGCGUGGGCCCAUUUCUACGGCGCCAACUUCCAUUACCUUUAAAAACAAAACUCUUUUGGCACGUCAGAGUACCUUUAAAUUUCUUUGCAAUUAUCAUAUUCACCCUCCCUCUCUCCUCUGUACCCUUCUCUCUCUACUUCUCACCCUCUCUCUAUGCCUUCUCAUUUAUUUAUUGCUACCUUUUGUUUCAUUCGUAUCACUUUGUUUUAAACUUUAAUGACAUCUCUUUCGCUAUCUCUCUCACUCUAUCUAUCUAUACCACUCUGUUUGCAUCUAUCUAUCUAUCUAUCUAUCUAUCUAUCUAUCUAUCUAUCUAUCUAUCCUAUUUUGUUUCUAUCUAUCUAUCUAUCUAUCUAUCUAUCUCAUUCUGUUUGUCAUCUUCUCUUAAUUAA